Molecule: messenger RNA, 2782 nt
Organism: Wasmannia auropunctata (little fire ant)
Lineage: Eukaryota; Metazoa; Arthropoda; Insecta; Hymenoptera; Formicidae
Gene: tamo
Product: protein tamozhennic
Exons: 6
Coding region: 263-2149 (628 amino acids)
Cellular component (GO): cytoplasm
Source: RefSeq, a predicted model, not a curated record
AUGCGUGCAUCUCGUGUCUUCGCGCAUUCUGUGCAUGAUGUAACGCGACAUAACCAAAAAAAAAAAUCUUACAAAAAAUAUUUAUUGUUUAUAGAGAGAUGUGUGUAUAAAGACACACACACACACACGUCGUUUAAAUUGCAUCAAGCUAAUUCGAUGGUUCGUGUUUUGAAAUGGGAAAUCAUACUGCGUGUCAAGUUGGAGCUAGUCGUAGUUUGAAUCGUGAAUCGGUUCCAAAAUCGGAUUUCUAGGAGGAAUAAAAAUGGCGAAUGACAUAAUAAUGAGAGGCAAAGACAGAUUACAAGAGAUCAGCAUGAAAUUGGAACAGAGUCACUUGGUGUAUCUGCAAACAGACGAUAGCCCUUUAAAGCUACAACAACGACAUAAAUUGGAAGGCUUUAUCAAGGAAUACCUUUGUCUGGUACCCAACGAGAAUAAAUAUGUGUUUCAAGAGACGGCAGAUAUUUUGCACAGAUCAGCAGCAACAGUGACAGAUUUCAGUGGAUAUAGAGCGGCAACUGCUUGGAGUGCAAUUUCCUUGUAUGCAGCUAAUCUAUUAGCUCAACCUUGGCGAAAAGAAUAUAGGAUAGUGAGGACGUACAGCGGCUAUUACAAGCACGAAGUAGAGGCAAAUUUAAUAGGUGCCGAGUUAAUGUUUGAGCAGAUGGGCUAUAAGCACACUGGUUUGGGUGUACUCACUUUGGAAGGACCAAUCGAUCCUGACAAGGUUUCAAAUGUCAGUAGGGAUGCUAUUGUGGCUUUUGUGGAAUGUCAGAUUUUAAAGCAGAUCUGGGAAAGCGUGUCGCCGAAGUACACCAUCUCUUGGCUGGAGGUGCUGGAGUUUCGUGAGAAUCACGUUGGUACGCCAGAGCAGGCCAUUCGAGCGCUGAAUUAUCGUUUUCUCGAAAAGGUGCAUCAGAAUCGUGCGAAGGUCGAUAGCUGUAAGGAUUACUAUCCACAACAAACUGGCAUAGACAUCGUGCCGUUGCAUCCACCUUAUCAUCACAUUGUACAUGCCAAUUAUAACGCCACAAUGCCGUCAACCUGUCAAACAGAGUAUCGGCAUAUCGAAAAUACGACGAACAUAGCAGUACCGACUAAUUAUCGAUAUUAUCAACCGAUUAAUCAUAGUUUCAUCAAUUGUUGCACCAGCUACGGUUGCUUGCCCUCUCAUGGGAACAAGUUUUACGGUAAUAGCGUGCAAUCACCGAAUCCAUAUUGCGCGACAUUACCGGCAUAUGCGGCUCGAGUACCAACUGGAAGACUGAUAGAACUUGACGUACCGUCGUCCGUGGCAAAUUACGAGAAAAUGCACGCUCUCCGUAAACCCAUGUCCCACCGGAUAUCCGACUUGGACGAGGUAGACUUUUACAAACGGCAGUCGAGCGAUGGAGAUCAUUAUGAAGUUGGUAAAACUACCGAUAGAAAAACGGCUAGCAGAUCGAAUUCCAGUGCCGGAAGGGACGGUUACGAUACAUGGGACUUUGUGUACAGAAAUCUGGAGAGUUUAGGCUACUACAAGGAUCUCGAUGAUCGAGACGAUGUAUUACAGCAUAAGAAGGAGCUGGAUUCUAUUCGUGCCAAGCACAAGACACUCAGGCAAGUGGAAAACGAAGACAAGUUUAGUGCGCAUAAGAUGGAGAAGAGAAAAAGCGGCUGCAGGAUCGAGGCGAACGAGAUCGAUUCGUCCGAAACAAACGGGAAAAAUCAUCAGGAUAUUUUGCCUUUUAAGAAGAAAUCCUCGUCCUUUGACCUGUCAGAUUCGAAUAGAUAUAAUACCGAUGCAUAUAAUAGAGAUAAAAAGCACAACAGUCAAACUCUACCAAUUCCACGCACGCACAAAUCUUCGGAUCAAAUAGCGAAAAUUGCAGAUUCCUUAAAAAAUUUUGAUAUCGCGCAAAUGAAUAAGCAGAAGAAGGAAGAAGAAGAGGGCGAAAAGAGAUGGAAUUGCGCCACGUGCACAUACUUGAACAUGCCCGACCGAGACAUUUGCGAAAUAUGCGCCAAAUCGAGAUGCAAAGGAAACGAGGACAAGCCACUUGCCAGCGGCGGCAAGGAGUGUCCAAAAUGCACGCUGGUAAACGAGAAAAAUGUUUCUAUCUGUGAUGCUUGUCAUACCAGUCUGAAGGAUUCUCCGACCUAUAUAUAGACAGAACGACUGAAACUUUUUGCAAAUAAAAAGAUUCUCGCAUAUUUGCCACAAUUUGCAGCAGUUUGCGCGAAGGUACGCGUAUUGCGUGUAAGACAAAAAUUCUUGAUCGAAUUGCAUAUGUAUAAUAUGAAUCUUUUUCAACGACCUAAAAUGGAACAUGAAUACAGAAAACUUAAAGACAUGAUAACGUUAAUAUAACGCAUAUAAUCUUGAUCUAUACAUAUAUAGAGAAGGUACAAAGAUAUUUAUUUAAGAUUAUCUCACACGGAGUAAGGAGAAUCUUAUAACGAUUUUCUUUUUAACAUUGUACUAGUAUUAUUAUGUUAUGGCCUAUUGAGGAUGAUUAUUGAGAGUAUUGAGAAUAAGUAUCAGAGUCAUAUUACUAUUAACUAUUAGCGUUAUUGUAACGUAUUUGACAGUUUGUCAUUAAAGAAUUAAAUUUAAUCGAAUAUUAGGCCAAAGCUUAGAAAAUUAAUGUUAUCAGGAUUAAUUGAAGAAUGAUGCGCAAGACGCUGAUUACUUAUUCGAAAAAUAUUUAAUAUAUGUUUGUUCUUAUAUAUAUCAUUGUGCAAUCUAUUUUGUAACUUAAAUUGUUGCUUGGAAUUUAAAACAAAUUUUGUUCUUUGCAAA